Messenger RNA from Trypanosoma cruzi, 597 nucleotides. Its product is annotated as 60S ribosomal protein L14, putative. Gene Ontology annotation, biological process: translation. Gene Ontology annotation, cellular component: cytosolic large ribosomal subunit; ribosome. Lineage: Eukaryota; Euglenozoa; Kinetoplastea; Trypanosomatida; Trypanosomatidae. The transcript has a single exon. Gene Ontology annotation, molecular function: structural constituent of ribosome; RNA binding. The annotation marks the transcript as partial. The record is from RefSeq and is a predicted model, not a curated record.
AUGACUGCUCGUCCGUCUGUCAGCGUGUACUCCGCGUCGGAGGACAAGGUUGUGGGCACCUGCCCGCUGCCCGCCGUGUUCACUGCUCCCAUUCGUCACGACAUUGUGCAGUUUGUGCACACGAACAUGGCGAAGAAUUCACGCCAGGCGUACGCGGUGAACCGCCUCUCCGGGAUGAACCACUCCGCGGAGUCGUGGGGCACCGGCCGCGCUGUUGCUCGUAUCCCCCGCAUUGGUGGUGGUGGCACAAGCACGUCAGGCGCGGGUGCGUUCGGUAACAUGUGCCGUGGCGGCCGCAUGUUUGCCCCCACGAAGAUAUUCCGCCGCUGGCACCGCAAGAUCAACCUCCACCAGAAGCGCUUUGCCGUGGUGUCCGCCCUGGCCGCCUCAUCGGUGCCCGCGCUUGUGAUGUCCCGCGGACACAAGAUUGAGAACGUGGCAGAGGUGCCGCUGGUGGUGGAGGACGCCGUGCAGGGGUACGAGAAGACGAAGGAGGCGAUGGCAUUCCUCAAGGCGAUUGGUGCGGUCGACGAUGUGAACCGCGUGAAUGACUCCCGAGAGAUCCGCGCCGGCCGCGGCAAGAUGCGCAACCGCCGC